AUGAACUUUUUAGCCAGAAGAUCACUCUUAAAUUUGAGUCGUUCAACCACUCCUUUCCAUGGAGUUCCAAUUGCAUUUGGUAACCGUUUUGUUUCUACCAAAGACUUAACACCCAAGAAGUUACAAACAGAUUUCCCAUUAAUUAGUGAAAAGACAGCGUCUGCUCCUAUCGAUUAUGUGUUAACAUCAUUGGAUAUGAUUGCCAAUUGGGCCAGAAAGUCAUCGUUUUGGCCAGUUACUUUUGGUUUAGCAUGUUGUGCUGUUGAGAUGAUGCACGUUUCAACCCCAAGAUAUGAUCAAGAUAGAUUGGGGAUUAUUUUCAGAGCUUCUCCAAGACAAUCGGAUAUCAUGAUUGUUGCUGGGACUUUAACUAAUAAGAUGGCACCUGCUUUAAGACAAGUUUAUGAUCAAAUGGCCGAACCUAAAUGGGUUAUUUCUAUGGGUUCAUGUGCUAAUGGUGGUGGAUAUUAUCAUUAUUCGUAUGCAGUUGUUAGAGGAUGUGAUAGGGUUGUUCCUGUGGAUGUUUAUGUUCCUGGAUGUCCUCCAACAGCAGAAGCUUUAAUGUAUGGUAUUUUCCAAUUACAAAAGAAGAUGAUGAAGACCAGAGUCACUCGUUUAUGGUACAGAAAUUAA
Lizanozyma spartinae is the source of this 633-nucleotide messenger RNA. It is a transcript of the gene FESUR1, whose product is annotated as Fesur1p. The transcript has a single exon. Gene Ontology annotation, molecular function: NADH dehydrogenase (ubiquinone) activity; quinone binding; 4 iron, 4 sulfur cluster binding. The record is from RefSeq and is a predicted model, not a curated record. Gene Ontology annotation, biological process: mitochondrial respiratory chain complex I assembly; aerobic respiration; electron transport coupled proton transport. The coding region runs from base 1 to 633 and encodes 210 amino acids. Lineage: Eukaryota; Fungi; Ascomycota; Pichiomycetes; Serinales; Debaryomycetaceae.